This is a messenger RNA of Sorghum bicolor (sorghum), 3867 nucleotides long. Its product is annotated as katanin p80 WD40 repeat-containing subunit B1 homolog. Gene Ontology annotation, cellular component: katanin complex. The record is from RefSeq and is a predicted model, not a curated record. Bases 497 to 3259 code for a protein of 920 amino acids. The transcript has 18 exons. NCBI's taxonomy places the organism in Eukaryota, Viridiplantae, Streptophyta, Magnoliopsida, Poales, Poaceae. Gene Ontology annotation, biological process: microtubule severing; microtubule depolymerization. Gene Ontology annotation, molecular function: microtubule binding.
CCUCCUCAGCUCCAACCCCCAGCUGUUUUUAAUUCGAAAAUUUUCGAACCAAGCCCAUCUCUCUCGUCUUCCACCUCCUGCCUUCCCCACCCCCACCGCACAGCGCCCGGCCCGGCCCCAACCAGAGACCAGACAGCUCCGUUUCCCCUCCCCCGUCCUGCCUCCACCUCGACCGCGCACCAAACCCGCAGCCACAUUCCCUCCUCCAGCCAGCCCAUCCCCGCUCUCGCGCCCCUCCGCUCCGAGCGGCGGCGGCGGCGGCGGAUACGGCGGCGCCCGCCCCUACCGGGCAGUUGCGGCGGCGGACGAGUCUUCCCCGGAAGAGGGAGGCAGGCUCUGGCCGGAGUGUGUACGGCCGCCUCGUGCUGAGGACAGGCGGGGCGCGAGAUCCGGGCUGGAAGGGUGGAGGGGUCGCGUUGGUGGCGCCGUGGCGUCGGCGUGAUCUGAAAUGAGAUUGGACCCGACGGCGCGGUAUUCGCUGCGGAGGUAGACGGCCAUGACGACCAACACCAAGCGCGCCUACAAGCUCCAGGAGUUUGUGGCGCACUCUUCCAAUGUUAACUGCCUCAAGAUUGGGAGGAAGACCUCGCGGGUUCUUGUCACAGGAGGAGAGGAUCAUAAGGUCAAUCUUUGGGCUAUUGGGAAGCCCAAUUCAAUAUUGAGUUUAUCAGGGCACACAAGUGCUGUGGAGUCGGUUGGUUUUGAUUCCACGGAAGUGUUUGUGGCUGCAGGAGCAGCCAGUGGAACAAUAAAACUAUGGGAUUUGGAGGAGGCAAAGAUUGUCCGCACUCUUACUGGGCAUAGAUCAAACUGUAUGUCAGUUGAUUUCCAUCCGUUUGGGGAAUUCUUUGCCUCUGGGUCGUUGGACACUAAUCUGAAGAUAUGGGAUAUAAGAAGGAAGAAUUGCAUCCAUACAUACAAAGGUCACACACGAGGGGUGAAUGCUAUUAGAUUCACACCCGAUGGUCGGUGGGUUGUGUCUGGUGGUGAAGAUAAUAUAGUAAAGCUCUGGGAUCUGACUGCUGGAAAGUUAUUACAUGAAUUCAAGUGUCAUGAGGGUCAGAUCCAGUGCAUAGAUUUCCACCCCCACGAGUUCCUUCUGGCAACAGGUUCAGCUGAUAAAACUGUCAAGUUCUGGGAUUUGGAGACUUUUGAGUUGAUUGGUUCUACUGGACCUGAGACAACAGGUGUUCGAUCCAUGACAUUCAAUCCUGACGGAAGAUCUUUGUUAUGUGGGUUGCAUGAAAGCUUAAAGGUUUUCUCCUGGGAGCCAAUAAGAUGCCAUGAUACUGUGGAUGUGGGAUGGUCUAAACUUGCUGAUUUGAAUGUCCACGAGGGAAAACUUCUUGGUUGUUCUUUCAAUCAAAGUUGUGUAGGAAUAUGGGUUGUUGAUCUGACGCGUCUUGAGCCAUAUGCAACGGGUACUUCAACAAAACUAAAUGGUCAUUCUGAAUUGAAGACUGUGUCUAGCGGCACUUUGCCUUUACAAAAUGAUAGUGGCUCAAGGGCUAACAUAGGGCGAUCAUCAACCUUGCAAACUUCAGAGAAUAACCUAAAAGCUUCUUCAGGAAGAUUGUCGGCACAAAACUCAGAUUCUGCACCCAAAGAGACUAAAUUGGCACCCUCAAGCGGGUUGGUCCCAAGCACACCACAAAGGGCUGGAGUUAGCUCCAAUAAUAGAUCUGUUGGAAAUUCAGCUUUUCAAUCUGGUGGUACCACCUUAAAGAGAAGUUCAUUGCGGAGUAACAGUGCAUCUAAUGUCCACAAUUUCAGUAAAGCUGAUGUAGUGCCAGUCAUUGUUCCCAGAACUAGCUCAGGAGGGGAGUUGGCUACUGAUUCUAGAAGUGAUGCUGCUGAUGUGGCACCUGUUCUUCCUAAGGUAACCAGAAGGGUUGAUCCUGCUACUGAUUCUAGAAAAGAAAGUAAUGAUGUGGAUCUUGUUAUUCCUAAAGCAAGCUCAAGAGUGGAAAUAGCCUCUGAUUCAGCACCCGUUUCUACUUUCAAGUCAGGCAGAAGGUUGGAGGCUGCCCCUGAUUCAAAAAAAGAAAGUGCUGAUACAACACCUGUUGUUCCCAAUCCUAGGGCAAAUGCAAGAAUGGAGAUGGCCUCUGAUUCUGCGCCUGCUCUUUCAAAGGCAAACAGAAAGCUAGAUUCUGGUACUGAUUCAAAGAAAGAAAGUGUUGAUGCAGUACCUGCCAUUGUACCCAGAGCAAAUUCUAGAAUGGAAAUGAAUUCUGAUUCUAGGAGAGAACCCUCUGCUGGAAGAGUAUCACCAUUCAGAAUCCAGUCAAGAUAUGCUGAGCUACGGAAGCUAACCCAUGCCAAAAUUGAUGCAAACAAAGUUGACAGUGGAAGUAAAAUUACUGAAACAGAUGACUUCAAUUGCCAAAUAUUUCUUCCCCGUAGAAAUGGUGUUUUUCAAAUAAGUUCUGAAGAAUCCCGCGAAGAUGUAAAGUGUGGUCCAGCUGACAGGAUGGGAUUUUCAAAUUCGUCAGAACCAAAUGCAAGUGUCCGCAGUGAGAAUUAUGUUUCUAGAAUGCGCAAACCAAGAGAUAACUGCUAUAUUGAAGUUUCAAGAGCAGGGAGAGCAAGGUCAAAUGUCUCUAAUUGGGAAGGGAGGGAUCAGUCCCCUAGUCACGAAGAACCGACAACAAGCAGUUCUUCGCUGGCUCCUACAGGCCGUCCAUAUUCAUCUAGAGGAAGCAAACAAGCUUCUGAAACUCCAAUCAUAGUUAGUGAUGAAGAUGUUCUAUCACUUCUCAUGGAACAACAUGACUUAUUUCUAAGCUCAACAAAGUCUCGGCUGACAAAAUUGCAGAUUAUUCAUCAAAUGUGGGAAAGAAAUGACAUCAGGGGUGUGCUCUCCGCGAUGGAGAGGAUGGGUGAUCAUGCUGUCUGUGCUGAUAUGGCUAGUGUUCUGAUGGAGAAAAGUGAAAUAAUAACACUUGAUUUAUGUACCUCUAUCCUGCCUGCUGUCACUGAUCUUCUGGAGAGUAAAAUUGACAGACACUUGUCCGUCACAUUGGAAUUGUUGGUGAAGCUUGUAAGGACUUUUGGUCCAAUGAUACAUUCAACAGUAUCAUCAGGUCCUUGUGUUGGCGUAGACCUUGAAGCAGAGCAAAGGAGGGAGCGCUGCAACUUAUGCUUCAUUGAAUUGGAGAAGGCCAAAAAUAAGCUUCCGUCUCUAACAAGAAGAAAAGGGGCGGUUGCAAAUGCUGCACAAGAGCUUGCUCUUGUCUUCCAGGAAAUCAUGAGUUGACUGACGACACACUAGAUAUACACAAUUAGAUGGGACAUGCUUCCCCCUGAUGGCAACAAGAUUGGAUAUUAGCUGCCAUGGAGCGCUAGCUAGCUAUUCAGUCUUAGCACCGUCAUCAAGCUCCAAGGCCACAGCAGGGACAAAGGCACUUUGUUGCUGCUGAUCGCGCCUUUUGUACACAUGCUGACACAUAAUCCAUGUCAUUUGUGAAGAGAAGCUGCCAUGGACAAUGACUUCAGCCACACUAUUAUGUGGAUGUCGUUUCAGCGACUGCCGGAGAUGUUAUAGGCCCCAAUCAAUGAUGAUGAGCAGAUGUGACUUGGGAUUGCUUCUCUGGCACAGUUUGCUGUCUGUAACAUCUUUCGCAUGUACCGUUAGCAUGUGCAUGUGCACCAGUGAAGUGGUUGCAUUUGGUAGUUUAUGGUUGGGUUGUGUUGUGUUGUCGUUUUAGUGAUCAUUGACGAGUGAAGCGAGCUAUGUACAUCAUUUUUGAAGAUUCGAUAUCUUUUUUCCUCGAUAACUCCCUUUGUUAUACUUAGUGAAAAUGAUAUCUUGUGGUGUUUCAUUAACAGCUUUCAUUGAGAUUCCAUUUCCCUUGAUCUGGAAAA